CCUCGAGUGGAUCGUCAGCCCCUUUCACCCCCCUCGCAAGCCGCUGACUGAGCUAUGUCGACCGAGAUGAAGGUCUCGCUCAGCAUCAAGGAGUACGUGCUGGUGUCCAUGACGGUGACACUCGUGCCCAUCCUGGGGCUGGAGCUCUACGGCGUCUCGCAUACUCGCAGCCACAACAAAGCCUUCCACGACGGUACGCCGGGCAUGCCGCAGCUUACGGACUUGGUGGUCGCAGGCGCCUCCGCCGUGCUGCUCAUUGGUGCGCGUUUUGUCGCUGGAAAAGCAUUUGCGCCCCUUGCUCGCGUCGUGCUCUCGCCUAAAAAGCGCGUGGUCGAAGACCGUGUACAUCGCUUCACCACUGUGUUGUUCAAGUUCAUGUACUUUUUUGCUAUCACCAUCGUUGGCUUUAAGGUGAUGGAGCACGAGCCGUGGCUCCCACCGUCACUAGGAGGCAAGGGCGAAGCGAUAAAGACAUUCCAUGUGCUGUCCGACGCGCCGUCUAGCGCACUCACGUAUUAUUUCAUGGUGCAGCUCGGAUAUCACCUGCACAGCUUGCUGUUCAUGGUCUUCUUCUCACCGAUUCGCAACGACUUUAUCGAGAUGCUGCUUCAUCACGUGGCCACGAUUCUUUUGAUUGGCGGGUCGCAUUUGGCUAACUUCACGGAAUUUGGUGCACUCGUGGUGUUCACACACGACGUGGGCGACGUAACUGGAUAUGGUAUCAAGUCGAUUGUGGACUCUGGUAACACGCCACUGGUAGUGUUCAUGUACCUGGUGCUGCUGGUGUCGUGGGCAUACACACGGCUGUUCGUAUUCCCGUGCCAUCUCAUCAAGACUACAUUUACCGUGCUAUCAGAAGAGCACUUGGGCAUCAACCACACAUUCGCGCACCCGAUGGUUGCAAUGCUGUGCAUGCUCAUGGUGCUUCACGUAUACUGGUAUUUCCUCUUCCUAGUGAUGGGGUAUGCACUGGUGAACAAGGGCGUGGCCGAAGACAUUCAGCAUAAGGUGGAGGACCCCAGCGAGGAAGAAAACCAAGCCGAAGAAGCCAGUGCUGAGGCAUCGCACGUCAAAUCCAAGGACGACUGA
Messenger RNA from Phytophthora infestans T30-4, 1089 nucleotides. RefSeq lists its product as uncharacterized. Lineage: Eukaryota; Oomycota; Peronosporomycetes; Peronosporales; Peronosporaceae. Gene Ontology annotation, biological process: ceramide biosynthetic process. Gene Ontology annotation, cellular component: membrane; endoplasmic reticulum. The transcript is spliced from 3 exons. Bases 55 to 1089 code for a protein of 344 amino acids. Gene Ontology annotation, molecular function: sphingosine N-acyltransferase activity. The record is from RefSeq and is a predicted model, not a curated record.